AGCUUCCAACUUGCUCGGAAGCAUAGUCAUGCAGCCUCUAGGGGCAGCCGAGUAAGUGGACACUUCCGAUAGCGUGCCUGUGACUGCUUCCUGGCAAACCAUCCCUUUGCCUGGAUGCCGUUUACAAGUUUCUUCAGCGAUGCGACUGGCUCGCAGACAGUUGCGAUUUCGCUGGACAUAGCCAUGCUCUCGAUUGUCGGCUGCUGCUUAUUUAUGUUCUGCUCUGGCAUCUACAGGCUUUGUCCUGGUUGGGGACCUGUGCGAAGAUUCGACAGCGACGGCAACGAGGAGCAGCGGGCCAGAGAAAAUUUGCUGCAGAGGGAGCAUGCUCAUCGUGGGGUCUCUGCCUUUGAGACCAAAGAGUACAAGCAGCUCUAUGGCGCCAUAGGCAAGCCCACCUGGGGCACCCUGGAGGCACCUCAGGCGCAGGAGGUCUGGGUGAACGACCCUGUCUAUGGCCAAGUGAAGGUGCGAGGGAACUUCGAGGAGACUCAACGGCUACGUCGGGAGUCUACGUGGUGGGCAAAAGACGAGCGGCGUUUCAUGAAAGACGCGCACCUACGCCGCGGUGAGCUUCUCAUCAACGACCCCUCGGCAAAGCUGGCGGCGGCUGUGUGAGGCUGGGAGUGCCUCCCAAAGGCGAGGCUCGCACCUCCCAAAAUAGGCGUGGAUACGUGACGUGGAAUCUGAAC
This is a messenger RNA of Effrenium voratum, 692 nucleotides long. Lineage: Eukaryota; Dinophyceae; Suessiales; Symbiodiniaceae. The record is from the annotation of a GenBank genome assembly.